Molecule: messenger RNA, 4791 nt
Organism: Rhagoletis zephyria (snowberry fruit fly)
Lineage: Eukaryota; Metazoa; Arthropoda; Insecta; Diptera; Tephritidae
Source: RefSeq, a predicted model, not a curated record
AUGUCCUCCGUCAAAGUGGCCGUUCGUGUGCGGCCGUUUAACAAGCGGGAGUACAGCUACCAGUGCAAGAGCAUCAUCUCCAUGUCUGGACAGAAAACGACCAUCGUCAACCCGAAAGUGGAGAAUGCCGCCAAGUCCUUCACCUUUGACUACUCCUACUGGUCGCACUCUCCGAGUGAUCCCAACUUCGCCGACCAGUCCCGAGUCUACCUGGACAUUGGCGAGGAGAUGCUGACGCACGCAUUUGAAGGCUACAACGUGUGCAUCUUUGCGUACGGCCAAACGGGUGCCGGCAAGUCGUACACGAUGAUGGGCAAAAGCCCGGACGAUGAGGGCAUCAUUCCGCACCUUUGUCGGGACCUCUUCGACCGGAUUGGCUCCGAUGAGGACGAGGACAUGCUGUACUCGGUGGAGGUCAGCUACAUGGAGAUAUACUGCGAACGGGUGCGUGACCUGCUCAAUCCAAAGGUGAAGGGCCCGCUGAGAGUGCGUGAGCACCCGGUGCUGGGGCCGUACGUGGAGGACCUCAGUAAACUGGCAGUGACCAGCUAUGAGGACAUUCAGGAGAUUAUCGACGAGGGCAAUAAGGCGAGAACUGUGGCUGCAACGAACAUGAAUGAGACCAGCAGUCGGUCUCAUGCAGUCUUCACAAUCAUACUGACGCAACUGAAGCAGGACAACAUGACCGGCAUGAGCGGAGAGAAGGUCAGCAAGAUAUCACUGGUCGACUUGGCUGGCUCAGAGCGGGCAGACUCCACGGGAGCGCAGGGCACUCGGCUGAAGGAGGGCGCCAAUAUUAACAAGUCGCUGACGACGCUGGGAAAGGUCAUCUCGGCUCUGGCAGAGUUGUCAAGCGGCGCUAAAAAGAAGAAAGGAGGCGAGCACAUUCCGUACAGAGACUCUGUUUUGACGUGGCUGCUGCGCGAGAACCUCGGCGGAAACUCCAAAACGGCGAUGAUUGCGGCGCUCAGUCCGGCGGACAUCAACUACGACGAGACGCUGAGCACGCUGCGAUACGCAGACAGAGCAAAACAGAUUAUGUGCACUGCCGUCAUCAAUGAGGACGCGAAUGCAAAGUUGAUCAGAGAGCUGAGAGACGAGAUUGCCCGACUGAGGGAGAUUCUCAGGGCGGAAGGCAUCGCGGAGAUGGAAGGUGCAAUGGCUGACGGGACGGCGGAGAAGCAUCCCAAGCUGACCCGGGGCUCGGUUUCUCUGGUGGGCGAGAACGCCAUUGAGCAGCUGCAGGAGACGGAAAAGUUGAUGUCAGAGCUGAAUGUGACCUGGGAGGAGAAACUCAAGCGAACAGAGGAGAUUCGUGCUGAACGAGAAGCAGUGCUGGCAGAGAUGGGCGUCGCACGGCGGGCAGACGGCGAUGCAGUGGGCGUCUUCUCGCCCUCUGACACGCCACACCUGCUAAACCUCAAUGAGGACCCGCUUAUGUCGGAGUGUCUGCUGUACUACCUGAAGGACGGCCUGACCAAGGUCGGAUCGGGGGCGACCAGUUCGGAUGCAUCGGGCAACAGCAGUGGGGAACAGGGCUACACGAAUCCAGACAUUCGACUCUCAGGAACGAACAUUCUUUUGGAGCACUGCAUUUUUGAGAAUCAAGCCGGAACGGUCCAUCUGGUGCCCGCCUCCGAAGAGGCUUUGUGCUACGUCAAUGGUCGGCGGGUCACUGAGAGAAUGGAGCUAAAGACGGGAGCCAGAGUGAUUCUGGGCAAGUACCACGUCUUUCGAUUUCAACACCCCGCUCAGGUUAGAAGUCGAUCGGAAGCAGCUGGUGCUGGUGGUGGUCAGCAAAAUCAGCCCGUAGAUUGGACCUUUGCGCAAAUGGAGCUACUGGAGAAGCAGGGCAUCGACUUGAAGCUGGAGAUGGAGCAAAAGCUAAUUAGCCUGGAGGAGCAGUACCGUCGCGAAAAGGCAGAGGCUGAUCUGAUCUUCGAGGAUGCCAAGAAGAACUACGAAGAGCAGAUUGAGCGACUUCAAAAGCAGGUGAACGAACAGUCGAUGACCAUGUCGGCGAUGUUCAGCACAAUGAGCCACCGAAACUCUGAAGGCAGUGUCGGCGGUGGCAGCAGUGACGAGAGUGAAGAGGACUGGCGACAGGCCAUGAAGAAGCAUCGAGGACUGAGGAUGGAUCCCAAUUGGAAUGUCGGACCACCGCUGACUCGUUGGCAGGAGCGUGUCGUGCGGAAGUCGUUCCAGAAGUGGCGCUGGCACCAGUUCACCAGUCUGCGUGACGAUCUUUGGGGCAAUGCCAUCUUCCUGAAGGAGGCGAACGCCAUGUCGGUGGAACUGCGAAAGCGCGUUCAGUUUCAGUUUGUCAUUCUCACAGAGACAAUCUACAGUCCGCUCAGUGGAGAGCUGCUGGCAGACUACCAGGAAAUGGUCAACUCGGCCACCCACUCAACAAGUAGUCCAUUUGCAAAGACGAUCGUUGCCGUGGAGGUGAAGGACCAGAAGAACGGCGCCACUCACUACUGGUCGCUGACAAAGUUGCGAAAACGACUGGAGCUGAUGCGCAAGGUGUAUGCAAAGUUUGCGGAGGACGCCGCCAAAGAUCCGGUAGCGGCCUUGCAGUUCAAUGGCGAGAGCGAGUACAGCGAUCCUUUUACCGACCGCUUUCCCUGGUUUCGACUGAUCGGCCGGGGACUAGUCUUUCUGGGGAACCUGCUGGUGCCCUGUCCGGUGACGCAAUGCAUUUGCAUUGUCAAUGAGAAGGGCGACGUCAUGGGCUACUUGCGAGUGGCCGUAGAGCCAGUCGGCGACACGGACGAGGAAACAGAGGUGGAGCGCGGCUCUAGUUCCAGCAAAGGCAGCAUAACUCGAAGCUCCACCAUGCGUCAGCUGGCUCGAAUUGACUUCUGCGACGAUGACCCACAGCUGAAGGCAAUCCUCGAGCGACAGAAGCGACUGAAGGAAGCAGAAGAACUGGUGCCCAGAGAAGACAACAGUGAUGAAGUUCCGCGUCUUGAGUCAGGCAAUGCUGAAGGUGUCACCGAAGGAGAGGAGGAAGAAGAAACACCCCCGGCCACCGAGUGCCGCCCACCUGCCCACCUGCAAGACGACGCAGAGUUCAUCUUCCGAGUGUCCAUUCUCCAGCUGACUGGCCUCAGCAAGGACUACGCCGACGUCUUUGCGCAGUUCAACUUUCGCCACCGACACGACGAGGCCUUCAGCACUGAGUCAAUCAAGAACUGCAGUCGCAGUCGAGUGCCCUCUGGCUUUUACCGUGAUCAGAACAUUGUGGUAAAGGUGACCCAGAGUUUUCGCGAGUACCUCGCCACACAGCCGCUGGUUUUUGAGUUGUACGGCCACUAUCAACAGCACCCGCUGCACAGAGAGGCCGCACAACGUCCGCCGCCGAAACGAAUGCAGCUUACCUUUUACCUGCCCAUUUCGACGCCCAUUCGGUCUCCCCGCUUCACGCCUGGUCUCGUCAAUGAGUGGCAAAUCAUGGCCAGUCGGGUCACCUCCGCCUCCACCUCGCUGGUGCACUCCAAAGUGGACCUCACCGUGUGGAUUGAAGUGUGCGAGCUGGCCCCUGAUGGGCAGUACCUGCCCGUGGUGGUCGACCACUACGAUGACACGCCCUGCAAGGGCACCUUUCUGCUGCACCAGGGCAUACAGCGACGAAUCCGGGUGACCAUCAUGCACCACCCUGACUACGACGUUCCCUUCAGAGACCUGCGGGAGCUGGUGGUGGGCAGAGUGAGGACGGUGGCGGACAGCAGCGACUUUGACGACGAGACGGACGCAUCGGUGCUCAGUCUGACGCUCUUCUUCAGUGAGGUGCUGGAGCCGCUGCCUGACGGGCGACUGGUCUUUCGAUUCGAAGCCGCCUGGGACUCCUCACUGCACAACUCAGUGCUGCUCAAUCGAGUGACGCCCUCGGGAGAGCGCGUCUACCUCACCAUGUCUGCGUACCUGGACCUGGAGCGAUGCAGCCAACCGGCCAUUCUCACGAAAGACCUCUGUGUGAUCAUCUACGGUCGCGACUCACGCACACUGCCGCUGCUGUCGCACGCCGGUCUGAGCACUCGUGUGCUGAAGCACCUGCUCACCGGCAGCUACCGAAACGCCGAGUCGAAUCAUGUGAUGGCCAUCUUUGAGCUGGUACUGCGACGCUCACUGGAGGCGGGCAGUCCGGGAGUGGCGAGGCGGCAGCGACGAGUGCUCGACACCUCCACCAUGUACGUCCGCGGACAGGAGAACCUGGGCGGGUGGCAGCCUCGGGGUGACUCGCUCAUCUUCGACCACCAGUGGGAGCUGGAGAAGCUGACCAGACUGGAGAUGGUCGAACGGACACGACAUCGACUGCUCACCAGUGUGGCGGAGGAUGACGAUGAAGUGGACGCUUUCUACGAUCUGCCAGCGGCAAAUCACUUUCAGGCUGGUUCGAGUGGCAUGAAAACGUCGUCUAGCCGAUUAAGUCUGGUAGCGAUAGCCAAUGCAAACUCCUCCACUUCAAACUCCUCUUCGGGAUCUAAUCAAACUGAAGUGGACGCCGCUGAAGUGCCGACCAUGUCGAUGCCUCGUUCGCUGACCUUCAGCUCGGGCAUCGAGUCACUGGAGCGAGCAGUGGUCGAGGAGUUUGCCAGUGACCGGGACCGGGAGCUGGUCGCCAGGUGUGUCCGCCUGAUACAAUUCCACGUGCCCAGCGGACCACCGCCCACCUUCCCGGGCUCAAAUCUGCUAAAGCCGACGGCCUCAGGAAUGGGCGGCUCUUCGAGCAACCUCCUGACGCCCACCUCAGGGGCCUCCACGCCUGAUCUGUCUAGUCCGGAAAAG